Messenger RNA from Adineta ricciae, 5895 nucleotides. The record is from the annotation of a GenBank genome assembly. Lineage: Eukaryota; Metazoa; Rotifera; Eurotatoria; Adinetida; Adinetidae.
AUGAUCUAUAAUUCAUGUUUAUUAGUUUCUUCUAUUUGUCAUUGUAAAUCUGUCCCCAUUGAAGCAUUCUAUCAUCCAUUAACAUAUUCGUACGUAGCAGAUGACGAAUAUGAUACGCUCCCACCAUUACCACCACAAAUGAAAGCUCCGCCUAAGAAAGCAGCACAUCUACUCGAUAUACCUACUGGUAAUAAUGCUUGGAGUUCUGUCUUACAACAAGCCGAAGUGCGACGACGUAAACGCCUUCAGACCACUCCAGAACAUCCUCGUCGUGCAUUAUUUUGUUUAACACUUGACAAUAAAUUACGUCGAUCGUGUAUUAAAUUAGUCGAAUGGAAACCUUUUGAAUAUUUGGUACUGUUUACCAUAUUUUGUAAUUGCGCUGCAUUAGCUCUUAGUAAACCUCUACCGAAUAAUGAUACAACACCAACAAAUUACAUCUUAGAACAAAUUGAAUAUAUCUUUCUGGCAAUAUUUACUUUCGAAGUGAUUUUGAAGAUUAUUGCCUAUGGUUUAUGUCUACAUCCAAAUGCGUAUCUCAGAAGUGGAUGGAAUUUUCUUGAUUUCAUUAUUGUUGUAGUCGGUUUUUUAAGUGUAUUUUUGGUUCGAUAUAAUGUACAAGGUUUUGAUGUCAAAUCACUACGAGCAUUUCGUGUUAUUCGACCAUUGAAACUUGUCAAUGGUGUACCGAGUUUACAAAUUGUCUUGAAUUCUAUUCUACGAGCAAUGCUACCUUUGUUGCAUAUCGCUUUGUUAGUAUUAUUUGUCAUUAUAAUCUAUGCUAUCAUUGGCCUGGAAUUAUUCUGUGGUAAAAUGCAUAUGACUUGUUAUUAUAAUGGAACAAAUAUCAUGUCACGCGCCGAUGAAGAUAGACCCUGUGGUGAUAAGGGACGACGAUGUCCAGAAAAUCAAGAAUGCAAAGAUAUUGGUUGGACUGGCCCCUGGCAUGGUUUCAUCAAUUUCGAUAAUUUUGGAUUAGCAAUGUUAACAGUAUUUCAGUGUAUCACCAUGGAAGGAUGGACAUCAAUAUUAUACAAAAUGAAUGACGCUAUCGGUCGCGACUGGGCAUGGAUUUAUUUUGUUUCGUUAAUUAUCAUUGGAUCAUUUUUUGUCAUGAAUCUUGUCUUAGGUGUUUUAAGCGGUGAAUUUUCGAAAGAAAGAGAAAAGGCUAAGCAAAGAGGCGACUUUCAAAAGCUACGGGAAAUUCAAAUUAUCGAUGAAUCUUUUCGAAAUUAUAUGGCAUGGAUUCGAAAGGCAGAAAUCGGUGACGAUACAAAUGAUGCGAUAGAAAAUAGUGUUGCCCUCGACGCAUCAGGCGAACCGGUAAAAAAAGAAGGUCGAUUCGAAAAGCAUUGUGGCUGGCUCCACGCGAAAUUACGUUACUUACGUAUCUUUCAUGCGUACACACGUCGUCGUAUUCAUGCAUUAGUCAAAUCUCAAGCGUUCUAUUGGAUUGUGAUUCUUCUUGUCUUGAUGAAUACAGUCGUCUUAGCCACUGAAUACUAUGGGCAACCACCGUGGCUAACAGAAACACAAGAAAUAGCCAAUCGCGUUUUCGUGUACCUGUUCUCGUUUGAAAUGUUACUGAAAAUGUAUUCACUCGGUAUCACUGGCUAUUUUGUUUCGAACUUUAAUCGUUUCGAUUGUUUUGUUGUUAUCGCAUCAAUUAUUGAAUUCGUUCUCAUCCAUUUCGGAGUUAUGCCCGCAUUAGGUAUAUCGGUGCUUCGUUGUGUACGUCUAUUGCGCGUAUUCAAAGUCACGCGUUAUUGGACAGCAUUGAGAAAUCUAGUUGCAUCUUUACUUAAUUCAAUGAAAUCAAUCGCAUCUCUACUUCUUCUAUUGUUUCUAUUCAUUGUCAUCUUUGCACUAUUGGGUAUGCAAAUGUUCGGAGGAAAGUUUGAUCAAAUAUUUCAAGUCGAAGAAAAACCACGAAAUAAUUUCGACUCAUUUUGGGGCGCACUAAUCACUGUUUUUCAAAUUUUGACCGGAGAAGAUUGGAAUGAAGUUUUAUAUACAGGCAUUCGCGCUCUGGGCGGUAUGGGUCUUGUAGGCACUGUUGUAUGUGUUUAUUUCAUUGUAUUAUUUAUUUGUGGCAAUUAUAUACUGUUAAACGUCUUCUUGGCCAUCGCCGUUGAUAAUUUGGCUGAUGCAGAAAAUCUAACAGCAGCUGAAGUUGAAGAGCAAAAGAAACGUGAAGCUGCCAAAGAAGAGGAGAAAAAACGCGAAGUAGCUAAAUUAAACGAAACGAAUCAAUUGAAUCCUGCUGUUGAAGAAAUUGAGCCGAAAAAUACAAAGAUACUUCAAAUUGACAAACAAGUGAACGAGGAAGCAAUGAGUGCAUCAUUGGAUGAAGAAAAGCAAAAUGAAUUGGAACAAACAAAUGAUGAAUUGGAAAAAGAAAGAUUAACGAAAGAUGAUGAAGAACAACCUACUGCUAGACCACGACGUGUGUCCGAAUUGAAUAUUGUUGAAAAAGUGAAGUCCAUUCCACCACAUUCAUCUCUAUUUGUGUUUAAACAUACGAACAAAUUUCGUAUCCUUUGUCAUCAUGUUUGUAACCAUCGAGCGUUUGGAUAUGUUGUGUUGGUUUGCAUCUUGUUUUCAAGUGUUUCUCUCGGAGCAGAAGAUCCAGUCGAUUCGGAUUCAUUCCGAAAUAAGAUUCUCAAUACUGCUGAUUACUUCUUUACAGCUGUUUUUACCGUCGAGAUUUGUUUAAAAGUCGUUGCCUAUGGUUUAAUACUUCAUCCGGGUGCAUUCUGUCGGAAUCGUUUCAAUAUUCUUGAUAUCGUCGUUGUCUCUGUUUCCUUAAUAUCGAUGGUAAUCAAAGAUCGUGCAAUGUCCGUCGUGAAAAUUCUUCGCGUACUUCGUGUACUUCGUCCAUUGCGUGCAAUUAAUCGUGCCAAGGGUCUUAAACAUGUUGUUCAAUGCGUUGUCGUCGCUAUCAAAACUAUCGGAAAUAUUAUGCUAGUUACAUUUCUUCUACAAUUCAUGUUUGCUUGUAUGGGUGUACAACUAUUCAAAGGGACUUUUUACUCAUGCAACGAUAAAUCCAUGUUGAGUGAAGUCCAAUGCAGAGGAUUCUAUUUAAAAACCGAUACAAAUAAAAAUCGAAUCAUUAAAUUACCACGUGUAUGGACAAACGCCAAAUUUCAUUUUGAUAAUGUCCCACAAGCACUAUUAACAUUGUUUACUGUGGCAACAUUCGAAGGAUGGCCAAGUCUUUUGCACACAGCUAUCGAUUCUAAAGGCGAAGGCGAAGGACCUGUUUACAAUUAUCGACCAUUUGUAGCCCCAUUUUUCAUAGCAUUCAUCAUUGUCAUCGCCUUCUUCAUGGUAAACAUCUUCGUGGGUUUUGUCAUCGUUACAUUUCAAAAUGAAGGAGAGCAGGAGUAUAAGAACUGUGAAUUAGAUAAAAAUCAACGAAAAUGUAUCGAAUUUGCACUGAAAGCGAAGCCAAUCAAGCGCUACAUACCUGUUCAUAAAGUUCAAUCGAAAAUCUGGUGGUUUGUCACAUCUCCACCAUUCGAAUACGCAAUAUUCUCGCUAAUUAUGAUCAAUACCGUUGUUCUAGCAAUGAAAUAUAAUAAACAACCAGAUAAUUAUUCGAAAGCACUGGAUUAUCUGAAUAUUGUAUUCACUGCCAUCUUUGCUUGUGAAUCUAUUCUUAAAAUGCUUGCUUUCCGUUGUCAAAACUACUUCAGUGAUCCAUCGAAUUGCUGUGAUUUUGUAAUUGUUAUUGGAAGCUUAAUUGAUAUCAUUUACACUGAUCUGAUAGCUCGAGUUUGGAGAUCGCAUCAGCCUGGAACGAAUGUGAUUAGUAUAAAUUUCUUUCGACUAUUUCGUGUUAUGCGCUUGGUUAAAGUGCUCAGUCGAGGAGAAGGCAUUCGGACAUUACUUUGGACAUUUAUCAAAUCAUUUCAAGCACUACCUUACGUUGCACUGUUGAUUGCUAUGCUAUUUUUCAUUUAUGCUGUCAUUGGCAUGCAGAUGUUUGGCAAAAUCGCGUUGGAUGAUGAUACCGCAAUAAAUAUGAAUAACAAUUUUCAGACAUUUUUCAAUUCAUUAUUAGUUCUUUUUCGUUCGUCGACGGGUGAAGCUUGGCAAGAAAUCAUGUACGGUUGUGGACCGAGCGCCAAUCCUAAAUGUGAUAGUCGAUCUCGAUCAGUUAAAAAUGAAAAUUGUGGAAGUUACUUUGCAAUACCAUUUUUUCUGUCAUUUUAUAUUCUAUGUUCAUUUUUGAUCAUCAAUUUAUUUGUUGCUGUUAUUAUGGAUAAUUUUGAUUAUUUGACACGUGAUUGGUCGAUAUUGGGUCCUCAUCAUUUGGACGAAUUUGUUCGACUUUGGUCUGAAUAUGAUCCCGAAGCCAAAGGACGUAUAAAGCAUCUCGAAGUAGUUAAUUUACUUCGAAGUAUCACGCCGCCGUUAGGGUUCGGAAAAUUCUGUCCCCAUCGGACUGCGUGCAAGAAACUGGUCUCCAUGAAUAUGCCGUUGAAUCAAGAUGGAACCGUAAUGUUCAAUGCCACAUUGUUUGCAUUGAUUCGUACGUCGUUGAAAAUCAAAACCGAAGGGAAUAUUGAUCAGGCAAAUGAAGAAUUACGUGCUGUUAUACGGAAAAUUUGGAAACGGACACCGCAAAAAUUACUCGAUCAAAUUAUUCCACCGCCGGGCUCGGAUGAUGAUGUUACUGUCGGAAAAUUCUAUGCGACAUUCCUGAUCCAAGAUUAUUUCCGACGGUUUAAGAAACGAAAAGAACAAGCAGCGAAGAAAAUUCAAUUGGGUUUUUCGGGUGCCAGUAAAAAUUCUGUGGCGUUACAAGCUGGCCUUCGACAGUUACACGAUUUGGGACCUGAAAUACGACGAGCUAUAUCAGGAGAUCUUGACGACGAAGAAACGUUUAAUCGAUUUUGGCGAGAAGAAGAACCACAACAUCGCCGAGAUCAUUCGUUAUUUGGAUCAAUGCUUGAUGCAUUUUCACGCGCAAUCCGUAAACCAUCACAAGUCCAUGGGUACGAGCCUGAUCUAUCGGGACUGAAAAUGUUAGCACCUGGCACACGUCUCCGGCGUGAACCUGAUGGUCCCGUCUCAGUUAAGCUAGAUCCGGAUACGAACUUUCACGUACCAUCACCAUUCCGAAUCGGAGCGAUUUCAGCCGAACGACGUGGCAUCGAACCGGAUCGAUACAUAUUUCAAGUGCCUGAGAAGGAAGAAGAUCCCUUGGGACCGUUAAGAUUAACCGAUCGUCGAGGAAAUAUUCGAAAAGAGACUGAUGCUCAAUUUCAUAAAUCAAUUGAUACUCCUAUUGAAAGCCCAAAUGUUAAUUCUCAUUCAUCUGAGGGCCGUCGCCGUUCUGUCCUCGCGCGUUUAUUCGCACGCCGAAAGCAAGAUAGUCAGGAGUCAACUUUAGUCAAAGGCUCAUCGAGCACCGAUGAUUCGAAUCAAGCAAGAGCAUCAACGAUUAAUCGUGCUUUAAUCGUAGAAAAUGGUGAUACGAUAAGGACACGAGCAGUUUGUUUUACACAAUCUCCAAACUCGCCUCCAAAAAAAUCAGUCACAUUAUCAUCAUUUGAAAACCAACCAUCACAACAAGGCUCGAGACCUUAUUCUACAACGAAUGAACCUAAAGAUAACAUCGAGAAUCUAGUCAAUGCCUGUCUUGAUACGUCAGGUAUUGAUCGUCGUUAUGGUGCAUUGAUCUUAGAAGAAUUACGUGAUUGUACCAACUUAACACCUGAUCAAAUGCGUGAAGCUGCACAUGAGAUAACAACUACACUCGGAUCAAGUUCUCCUCAAUUCGCAUCAUUUACUUCAUCUGUCUAUGAUUCCGUAGCUACACGUAUACCCUCAUCCGAUGAACUAAUCUUUGAUUCCGCCUCGAAUCAAUAUGCCAAUGUGUGA